GUUCCAUGCAUGAAUCAGAAUAUUAAUUGAAGUAAUCCUCUCUAUUAAGUUCUUGGCAUUCCAGUUGAUAAACAUGUAUAAUUAGCACCUUCAUUCCCUAAGUGUGAUAUAUACACAGAAGCUAGGAAUUGCGAUGGCAGGUAGGAGAGAGAGGUGCAAUGGGUGCGGAGUACAACUUGUAGUGCCUCCAAAAGCACAGAUAAUUCGCUGUAGUGUGUGUCAAGGCGUCACCCAUGUUAAUCGAACCUCCAUCAAUCCUUAUAUUCAAGCGAGCCAUGAUUCAAUAAACCAAGCCACUGACCUUUUUAAAUCCCUAAUGACUACUGUGAUUACCACGGUCUCCUCCACGAGUACUGGCCACCCGUUUAAUCAUCAAUACCAUUAUCAGCCUCCCCAGCCUUCAGUACCAAAACCCUUGAUGCCUCCUUCACAGCAUGGAAGACAGCGUGCGGUGCUUUGUGGAGUAAGUUACCGUGGGCGGAGUUACAAGCUCAAAGGAACUGUGAAUGAUGUUCAGUGCAUGAGAUACUUUCUUGUUGACAGAUUAGGCUUUCCAAAUGAUUCCAUACUCAUGCUCACAGAAUAUGAGACAGACCCUUUUAAGAUCCCAACAAAACAAAACAUACGAUUGGCGUUACAGUGGUUGGUGCAGGGCUGCCAAUCAGGAGACUCGUUGGUGUUCCACUUCUCUGGCCAUGGAUCAAGGCAGCGCGACUAUAAGAUGGAUGAGAUUGAUGGCUACGAUGAAACACUGUGCCCUGUUGACUAUGAGACCCAGGGGAUGCUCCUUGAUGAUGAAAUAAAUGCCACAAUUGUUAGGCCACUGCCCCAUGGCGCCAAACUUCAUGCCAUUAUCGAUGCCUGCCAUAGUGGAACUGUUCUUGAUCUACCAUUUGUGUGCAGGAUCAACAGGGAAGGAUACUAUAAAUGGGAAGAUCAUCGAUGCUCACCUAUUUAUAAAGGCACAAAUGGUGGACUAGCUGUAUCUAUUAGUGCUUGUGAUGAUCACCAAACCUCUUCAGACACUACGGCUUUAUCGGGAUACAUUUCAACCGGCGCCUUGACUUAUAGCUUUAUCCAAGCAAUGGAAAAUGAUCCCGGAUUGACGUACGGCUAUCUGCUGAAUGUUAUGCGCCAAAUAAUUCGUGAAGCAAGAACUGGCAUACGCCUAAAAGGGCCAAUCGCAGCUCUUGUAAAUAAAGUACUUCGGACCGGAUUAUCACAAGAGCCUCAGCUGUCAUCAUCUGAACAAUUUGACAUUUAUUCAAAACAAUUGGUGUUGUAACAUGGAAAUUAAGUUUAUACCACUAAUAAUCCACCCCAGCUGGAUUGGUGUCUUCUCAAAUUGAGUCCUAAUUAAGUUACUUUUAUACAUGAGCUUUUCCUCAACUCUCAUGUUUUUUUACUUUGUUAAAAAACAACAAAUAUUACAUAAGAUGAAUUAGUUUCGCGUUUUU
Molecule: messenger RNA, 1457 nt
Organism: Malus domestica (apple)
Lineage: Eukaryota; Viridiplantae; Streptophyta; Magnoliopsida; Rosales; Rosaceae
Product: metacaspase-1-like
Biological process (GO): proteolysis
Molecular function (GO): cysteine-type endopeptidase activity
Source: RefSeq, a predicted model, not a curated record